Messenger RNA from Sebastes umbrosus (honeycomb rockfish), 1014 nucleotides. RefSeq names its product high choriolytic enzyme 1-like. NCBI's taxonomy places the organism in Eukaryota, Metazoa, Chordata, Actinopteri, Perciformes, Sebastidae. The coding region runs from base 16 to 861 and encodes 281 amino acids. Gene Ontology annotation, biological process: proteolysis. Gene Ontology annotation, molecular function: zinc ion binding; metalloendopeptidase activity. The transcript has 9 exons. The record is from RefSeq and is a predicted model, not a curated record.
UUUCCGGCGUAGUUGAUGCUUUAUAAUGUGACGUUGCACCACUCGCUCGCUGUCUUUCUCUCCACGCAGAGACAGCAGUUGUUUGUUGACAUGAAAGUGAAGUGCAUUCUGGGCCUUGUGGUCCUGGUGGCUGUUUCAGCUUGGGCUGAGAAGGAGGCUUUGAGUACUUCGGAGCGGAUUGAGAGAGCCAACAGGGAUGUUGUGCGUUCUCCUGACGAGCCGUACGUAGAGGACGAUGUGGCGUAUGAUUCUGAGGCUGAGAGAAACGCUGACCCCUGCACGUCCAGAGGCUGCAUGUGGCCCAAGUCCGCUGACGGGAAGGUCUACGUGGCCUACGUCAUCUCCCGCGUCUACUCCCCUCGGAGCGUGUCCAUCAUCGAGCGUGGUCUGAACUCCUUCCACGACUUCUCUUGUCUCCGCUUUGUCAAACGCACCAACCAGAGAGACUACCUGAACAUCCAGUCCCUCAACGGGUGCUACUCCUACAUCGGCCGUCGCAGCAAUGGGCAGAAUCUGUCCCUAAGCCAGCCAGGCUGCGUUUACUACGACACCGUCCAGCAUGAGGUGCUCCACGCGCUGGGCUUCCACCACGAGCAGAAACGCUCUGACCGCGACCAGUACAUCCGGAUUGUGCUGGAGAACGUCAUCUCAGGAAAGGAGCACAACUUUGACAAAAUCAACACUCUGAACCAGGGAACCACCUACGACUACGGCUCUGUUAUGCAUUACAGCAAGUAUGCGUUCUCUAAGAACAACCAGCCCACCUUGGUGGCCAUCCCUGACUCCAACGUUCAGUUCGGCGUGGCGUCCGAGAUGAGCCAGAAGGACAUCAUCAGGCUCAACAGGCUGUACAACUGCUGAACAGUCCAGAGGUGAAUGAGAUGAUGCAGAAUACUUCAGGAAGAGAAUCAACAUCAUCAUCAUCAUCAACGUCUUAAUUUUGUUCAUUUUCAUCAAUAACAUUGUAAAAAAAUGUAUACGCUCUAAUCAACAUCAAUAAAUUUGCAUUUAAAC